AUGGCACCUAUGGUGGAAACAGGUGUUAUGGUGGAUAUUGGUGUUAUAGAGGUUACAGAGGCUAUGGUGGAUACAGAGGGUAUGGUGGAUACGGAGGCUAUGGUGGAUACAGAGGUUAUGGUGGAUACAGAGGUUAUGGUGGAUAUAGUGGUGACACAUCACAUAGUUGUGCCUCCACCAGUGACAGAUCACAUAGUUGUGCCUCCACCAGUGACAGAUCACAUAGUUGUGCCUCCACCAGUGACAGAUCACAUAGUUGUGCCUCCACCAGUGACAGAUCACAUAGGUGUGCCUCCACCAGUGACACAUCACAUAGUUGUGCCUCCACCAGUGACACAUCACAUAGUUGUGCCUCCACCAGUGACAGAUCACAUAGUUGUGCCUCCACCAGUGACAGAUCACAUAGGUGUGCCUCCACCAGUGACACAUCACAUAGUUGUGCCUCCACCAGUGACACAUCACAUAGUUGUGCCUCCACCAGUGACAGAUCACAUAGUUGUGCCUCCACCAGUGACAGAUCACAUAGUUGUGCCUCCACCAGUGACACAUCACAUAGUUGUGCCUCCACCAGUGACAGAUCACAUAGUUGUGCCUCCACCAGUGACAGAUCACAUAGGUGUGCCUCCACCAGUGACAGAUCACAUAGGUGUGCCUCCACCAGUGACAGAUCACAUAGGUGUGCCUCCACCAGUGACAGAUCACAUAGGUGUGCCUCCACCAGUGACAGAUCACAUAGGUGUGCCUCCACCAGUGGCACAUCACAUAGACCUCUGA
This is a messenger RNA of Procambarus clarkii (red swamp crayfish), 774 nucleotides long. Lineage: Eukaryota; Metazoa; Arthropoda; Malacostraca; Decapoda; Cambaridae. The record is from RefSeq and is a predicted model, not a curated record.